AAAUGCAUUGUCAUCUGGUUUGAAGCUACCCUGAAAAUUUCAGCCUGCUUUCUUAUUAGGAAGUGGCUCUUAAUUUAGUUGCAAAAAUCCAACCGGAACGACAAACAAACAAACAAGAAAGUGAGUGUAUAAAACCGUGGAAUAUAAUUUCAUUCCUGUGGCACGCUCUAUAGUCACAAACCCUGGACGGUUAGAGGCGGUUUUUUCACAUGCCUUGCGUUUACUGAAGGUGUGUUUGUAUUCGUCAGAAUUUAUGUCGUGAUAAAAUCUUUAGGUCUUUGAAAAUAUCAGUUUGUUUAAUAUACGAUUCGAUAACAUAGACCAUUGAAUAUUUUUAUUUAUAACAACUCUAUAAUAUACUCUAUAUUUCAUAAAGAAAAUUUCCAGUUUUUAAUAUUUAUAGAUUUUGCAGCUGGGUUUUAUUUGUUGGGACACCGUUAGCGUUGUAGUAACGGUUAGUUAGUGGUAUAGUAGGACGUCACUGUGGGCGACGUUUUAGAUAGUUCGAUUACCACGUAGAACAAUCAUUUGUAAGAUCCACUAACGCUUGUCCUGAGUCAGGUAUUGACUUUAAUUUUUGUGGAAACCCCGAAAUACAAGGAUUAAAUGCUUAUAAGAGGAGUCGUACUUUUAGUUAAGAUAUAACUCAAUAAAAUCACGGUUAUGAUAGUGUUACAGCCAAUAGGUGUUAAAAAAUUCCCGUCUGCGGUGUAGGAGGUCGUAAUAUGAUAUUAAAUGGGAUUUUCGUAUGAAUCUUUAUUGCCUACCUCCGUCGCUAGUAAUAAGUUUAUAGAUACCUUAAUAAAAUAAUAAGCACGCCUUUGCAGCUCAAAAAAAGGUUUUCACAUUUUCCAUAAUUUAAAGCAGUGAAGCAGAACUAUAGUUUAAUAGACUAAUACAGAGCUUUAACGAAAAUAACCGUUUGGUUUAUGGUACCAUAAACAUGUCUUGACAGUUAGCAAACAAAUCACUAAAUUCGCGGUUCACAAUAUUGGCAAUGAACUAAAUUACUAAUGCACGCUCUCAAAUUCUUUGCAAUAAUAACUAUGAUCCAAACUGCAGAAUGUGAUAAUUACGAUGAACGUAUUAUAACAACUUUAAAAUAUUCCAGAAAAACUGUAAAGCCGGUCAUAGUGAACGGGAUGCCGGCUCAUUUAACCGAGUUCCCUUACUUGGUGUCGUUGAAGGAGGCAGUGCGGAGAAUAACGCCGAAAGAAAUAGUGUGGAUGAACCUUUGUGGGGGGAGCAUCAUCGCAAAGUUGAAAGUCCUCACAGCGGCUCACUGCUUCGAAGGCAACAACUUCUACUACGCCAAGCGGCCGAGCUUGCUGCGGUUGGUUGCCGGCAACCUCACCAACGACGUCAUCCACAGCGGAGAGACUGAGACUACGGUAGAUGCACAAUGGCGAAGACUCAAGAAGAUCGUCAUCCACGCAGAGUUCAGCUUCCCGAGUAACGAUAUAGCUUUGGUAUUCAUUGACCAGCCCUGGCAGUAUAGCCUCACAGUCAAGCCCAUCAACAUAGCAGAAAAGGGCACAGAUUACUACCAGUGCACCACGGCUGGUUACGGGAGGAUCGGCCACAGUUUGAAGGCCACUAUCUCUCCAAUAUUGCUGAAAGCACAUAUCUCCACUAUACCCAGAUCUCGGUGUUCCCUACUUUGGGAGAUGGACAUGAGUUCGUUUGUUUGCACAGAGUCUGCGUUGACGGAUGUUUCUAGAGGGGACUCGGGCGGGCCGCUGGCGUGUCAGGGCACGGACGACCCGAAUGAGGUUGACGAUAUGGGCGUCCUGGCGGGAGUGGUGAGCGGAAAGAACUUCGAUAAGACCACGCUGUUCACUCGGGUUUCCGCGUUCCACGAUUGGGUGACAACAGAUGGUGCUGAGAAAUUGUGUGUGUCGUUACAUCCUUUCGUCAUUAUACUGUUCAUUUUAAUAUAUCUUUUGUUUUAUUUAUCUUUUCGACGAUGUUUUGAAUUUGACGUCAUAACAUCAUCAUCGUCAUGUCCCUCUGGCACAGGCAUUUUCCUAUGUAAGAAUUUGCAAUCAUAAUUUAACUAAAAUUAUUUUUUCGGCAAGUGAUGUUUUUUACUCAUUUUAAUUACAUGACGUCCUACUUUACAGGUUUUCUUUUUUCACCUAAGUUUUUCUUUAUAUAAAACUGCAUUACGUUUCUUUGACAAAGAUCGCACCAAAGACUGGAUGAAAUAAAAAAUUAAUAGCUUGCUUUGCAUAAUAAUGAAUGAGCUAUUAUUCUAUGUAAAGCAGACGGUUCCGUAUCAAAGUUCAAGUAAUUUUUCAUUUUGAUGUGUUUUCGCACAAAAAAUAUUUUAAA
Trichoplusia ni (cabbage looper) is the source of this 2334-nucleotide messenger RNA. RefSeq names its product chymotrypsin-like elastase family member 2B. NCBI's taxonomy places the organism in Eukaryota, Metazoa, Arthropoda, Insecta, Lepidoptera, Noctuidae. Gene Ontology annotation, biological process: proteolysis. The record is from RefSeq and is a predicted model, not a curated record. Gene Ontology annotation, molecular function: serine-type endopeptidase activity. The transcript has a single exon. The coding region runs from base 1014 to 2051 and encodes 345 amino acids.